Molecule: messenger RNA, 3046 nt
Organism: Pecten maximus
Lineage: Eukaryota; Metazoa; Mollusca; Bivalvia; Pectinida; Pectinidae
Product: G-protein coupled receptor 22-like
Exons: 2
Coding region: 185-1693 (502 amino acids)
Biological process (GO): neuropeptide signaling pathway
Cellular component (GO): membrane
Molecular function (GO): neuropeptide receptor activity
Source: RefSeq, a predicted model, not a curated record
UGACGAAGUCAAGCUACGGGCGCUGGAAUCAAUACUGGUAUCGCUUUACGUUUUCAUGCUGGAGAACGUGACUGGGAAUCAAAGUGGAUAUCUCAUAUCAAACUUCUACACUGACAGACCAGCUGAAUUCACGGAAUGAACUAGCAAAGUGGAGUUGUUCAAGUGAGACGUUUUCUACACGCCAAUGGGAGGGGAAGUGUUCCCUGCGUCAUUCUCUGUGAUACUCACGAUAUUGAUAACAGCACAGUUUCUUUUGGGACUUAUACUUAAUCUUGGAAUUUUGAUAAGUUCUGUAUCUCAGCAAAUUUUCCAUGUGAAGAGAGGCAAUCUGUUUGUAAGGACACUGGGAUGGAUCGACACCUUCAUAUGUUUAACACUAAUGCCAUGUACAUUUGCAAUCCUUAUCAUGUUCCCCAAAGUUAACAUUAUGUUAUGUGCCUUUCACGAGGGUGUAAUAUCUAUGUCUAUAUCGGCAACUACGACAUGUGUUCUGUUUAUAUCUCUUGAUCGCUAUGGAGCCAUUGUCACUCCGACAGUACAGCGACUAACACACAAAAAUUUCCACUUUGCGAACGUUUUGAUUUGCAUAAUGUCUGUUUUAGGCUUUUUGUUACCAGUUAUGAGUCUCUGUUUCGUCACAUCUACAGAUGUUCUGACACAAAUAACGCCUUCUGGGGUUUUUUGCCGUGACCUUCUUUUGAGCGCCAGUUCUUUUUACAUCUAUGAAGUGUAUUUCGUGGGCUUAGCUUCAGUUUCAACUAUUUCGACAACGAUAUGUUAUGUGAGAAUAUACAACAUUGCUAAGAAGCGAAUGAAGGCAAAAGCAGUAUCUAAUGCUAAUAACGAAGGUGCCAAGAUGAACGGAGCAAGACUUGUGUUUAAGCUUCAAGAACGGAAAACAGCUUGGCUCACGCUGGCUAUUGUAAGCACAUUUUUCCUUUCAUGGGGGCCUUAUAUUCUCAUCGCCAUAUUACAGGUGUUGCUGCGCAUUACAUUGCCGUUAGAGAUGUCCAGAAUGUGUCUUCUAUCACUUGGAAUGUGCUCAACAGUUCUGCAUCCCAUAUUCUAUACCUUUCUCAACAAAAAGGAAAGUCGUCAUGAUCAGUUGAAACGGAUAAUGAUAGAAGCAGGAAGAAACCGAUUACGCGAGCAACAAGCAAAGGAAGCGACAUCGACAGUACACAGCCUUGUACAUAGGUCUAUUUCACAUAGCAUUUCAAUAGGUGUCGGCAAUAAACACGACCUGGAAAUAUUUACAACGUGUCAGGAACACCCUAAAAUCGGUAUAACUGACAAUAGCACGGACGAUGUGUUUGAAGAUAACCAGAGUCAUGUAAAUGUAGCAGGAAAACUCUUUUCUGGUCGAAGUGUCAAGGCUUCCACCCAUCGUACUGGUAGUGUGUCCUCCCUAUCUGAAACAGGUGCCACGCGUGUUUCGUUAUCUUCCCGUCCCUCUGUUGGUCAUACGUACAUGGAUGUCCAAGGUGUACAUUCCAAAAACCGUUUACCGGUAUCUCGUACAAGAUCAUUAGACAUCAGUAAAUGUCCAACUGAUACAAAUGAAUGUUUUGGUUUUACUGUAGAAUCCAACAGAGGGCAUAUACCACUGAGUAACUAUGGAAGCGGAGGACAUAUACCACUGAGUAACCAUGACAGCGGAGAACAAUAUACUAACGCAGCCUUUGAACAUUGAUAUAACAAUUUUUCGCAGACACAAUUGCUGUGAACAGUUCCUUAAUAGACUCUGAUCUUGAAGGAGAACAAUUGGUAGAAAGACCUUUAUUUGUUGAAUCCAAACAUAUUCUCAGUACAAAACUAAUUAAUGUUCGAAAUUAAAUGUCUGCUGAUUUCUGAUUGUAUGGUUCUGACAUGCUAAUUGAACACGUAUACUGUCGUCAUGAUGUCACAGUUGAUGGCCUCCGUAAUAACAGAAAACUUAGCGGUCUUGGUUUCAAAGGACCAGUUUAUAACGUGUGAGUCUACUUUGUGUUAAAGCGGACAUUAUGAUUGAUGCGUUGCUGUUUGUGUAUAUUUUUAUUUUGAAGAUGAGUUUAACGUUCUGCUAUCUGCAGUGUCACCAGAACAUCAUAUCAUGACAAUGUAUAUAUAUAUACACAUGUACUUCAUCGAACCAUAGUUAACGAUUGUGACGUUGAUCAAUGUCAGUUAAUUACCUUCAGAGACAUUGUUUUCGGUUUGACAUUACUAUGUGACACAUUAAACAGACAAAUGCGGGUACAGUAAAAUAUAUAUUAGUACAUGUUUUUGUAAGGUUUUUGUGAUAACCAUUUUUUAUAAUCAUAUACGAUGUAUUAUCAUUAUUGUGUUUUUACCAAUCAUCAUAAUAUCAUAUUAUGUGUAAACCGUUUCUACUGUUUUAAGGGAGUAGCCGAGUAAUACGUUGGUUAACUUGUGCCUGACCAUUUUGUGCAUUACAAGUACGAGUACUCGACAUAAUGAUAAUUGAUGUUAGAAUGUUGGAGUAUUUUAGCAUCACCAUAGGACAAAUAAACAGGUUGUGGAUGUGUAAAGCAAGUCUUAGACCGGGAAAGACUGGCAUGCCUUAUUUCAUUAAAUAUAUGUUCAUAAAGGUUGAAAAAUAGCAAUAUUUAGAGGAGGAAGAAAUUGAUUUGAGACAUUAAAAUGAUACCCAUAUUAUUGGUAAAAUAGUCAGCUGUUUUCUAUUAUGUAGCAAAAUUUACAUAUAUACAUGACUACAUGUAUAUCGUAAACAUGUGGCGUAAAUCUACCACGUUUAUCAAGGCUAUCUCGUUCACAUGACACUAUGAGACACACUUCUGUAUUCAUGACAUUAAAACCAACAUUCACAGCAGUUUAUAAAGUUUGAACCAUGCGUAAAAUCCCAUGAGUUUUGAAAAACUAAUUUGUUUCGGCAAAGUAUUGACAUAGCAAUGGUAAUGAUAUAUGCUACGCUUUUGGUAGAUUUGUUUUUGUUUUCAGAAAUGGCCGAUUAUAUUGAUUAUAUUGAAGAGCUAGCAGAUGCGUUACAAAGACCUCUAACAAUACAAAUUGCUCAGGACAUUGA